This is a messenger RNA of Penicillium griseofulvum, 2025 nucleotides long. RefSeq lists its product as uncharacterized. The record is from RefSeq and is a predicted model, not a curated record. Bases 1 to 2025 code for a protein of 674 amino acids. The transcript has a single exon. Lineage: Eukaryota; Fungi; Ascomycota; Eurotiomycetes; Eurotiales; Aspergillaceae.
AUGCGGUCCAGCCGCACGAAGGUCCAGACCUACCUAGAGGAAAGCUCGUCUCAAGACGAAUCAGGAGGUUUGCCCGGAUCAAGGCGCGCCUCGUUAUCUCUUCGCUCGCGCAGUACAACUCGAAUGCCGAAAUCCUAUCGCGAAGAUUCGACGGAUGCUAGCUUUGACGAAAUUGUGGAAGACCAAGAGCUCGGAUCAUUGGUAGCUGCGCCGAUCGAUACGCCAAAUCUGGAGGCCGAAUCUGUGCCUACUCGCCCCCCAAAACCCCAAGGUCCUCGCCGGGCUGCAACCACCCCGAAACCAAAUAAGUCUAAACGAUCGAAACCCAGCAGUCGAGUCGGCAGAGCCGUGCACAAACGUGCCAAGAUAGAUGAGGAUGACCCGGUAUUCCUUGGAUCCGGUGUAAUUCCUCCUUGGCAAACUCUCCCCUACCAUAUCCUUCUUGACAUUUUCCUACGUGCGUCGCACCCACUACUUGACGAAAGCCGUUCGGCCCGCAAUGACUCUGUCAAGUGGCUAGUCAAUGUCGCUCUGCUAUGUCGAAGCUUUCACGAACCAGCGCUCGCUGCACUCUAUCACUGUCCCCCUCUUCUUCCUACCUACAAGAGCCAUGUGCUCCUCUCUCUAUUGGCACGCCCACAAGAAUCGCUCUCGAUGAACUACUCUAGCAAGAUCAAACAACUCCAUGUUGAAGUUGAACCGGUGCUCAUUUAUAAAAGUGGGUCUUACGGCUACUUUGACCUUGCUCAGUUAAUUGAAAAGACGCCUCGUUUACACACGGUACGACUGUAUCACAAAGAUGAUUACACGGUGGGAAUACCUCCAUGGCACAUUGCUCAAUCAAAGUGGACUUAUCCAGACGCUGUCUUUUCCGCCCUCGAGAACCGUGGCAUUACCCUUCGUAACUGGGACUGGAACAGCCGCUUUCUAGAAACCGAUGCGCUUGUCGAAAUGAUGGUGAAAAUGCAUUCGCAGCCCGCCUUUCGGGGUCUCAGAGAGCUGAAAUUGCUCCACUUUGAUAACCAAAACGAAGAAACUUCCGCUGCCAAAGAGGCCAGCCUCCUCGAGGCCCUUGCGAUGCUCCCAGAGCUUCAGCGACUGGAUUUUACUGAAAGCUCAUUGGUUUGCGGUGAAGUCCUGAUCAAUUUACCAAAUACCGUCCGUUCCCUCACGCUGAACAACUGUGAUCGAUUGUGGUCAGCAGAUCUUACAGCCUAUAUGUCUUUACAUGGCACCAAUCUUCGAGAGCUCAGUUUAAGUCACAAUCGCCAUCUCAACAUGUCUUUCAUCCAAAGUUUGGCUCAGUACUGUGAGAACCUCGAAAUUUUCAAAAUGGACCUGUCUAUGCAUGAUGCGUCCAGUUACCACGAUGUCGAGCCGCACUUUGAAGAUCUUCUUGUCCAAACCGAAGUCCCCACGUGGCCAGAGAAGCUCCAAGAAAUCGAGCUCACCCAGUUACGCAAAUGGGACGACGCUACUGCGGAGGUCUUUUUCACAUCGAUGGUGAAUGCGGCCCCCAAACUUCGAGAUUUACGUCGAUUGGUCAUCAGUGCAAUCCUGAAGAUUGGCUGGCGAGACCGUGCCACCUUUCGCGAGCGGUGGAUCGGUCUGCUCGAAAAAGUCUUUCUGCGACGAAGUAUGCCGCCAAAUCCCAAUCUCCGUUCCCUUCAGAAGCGCUCGCUCAAACCAACCAUAUUAAUCGCAAGUAAUGGACCCGAUGAAUCGGGAGCUGGAGUUGAUGAUCUGCGACCAUCCACGGCUGAUAGUGGACGAUCGACUUCCUCCAAACGCCAAAGCACUCGGCUGGCACAUCAAAAAUUCAACGAAAUUGAUGAUGCUGCUAGUGGUUCUUCAUUAUUCGGGACCCCGCAGCCCGAAUCCGGGAAGAUACAGGGAAUGUGCGAUGUUGUAAACAUUCGGAUCGACAACCAGCGGCCGACUGAGUUGCAGUUCAAUGAGAACGAUUUUCUUGACGAUGAACUUAGCGGUGACGAGGACUGGGAUGGCAAUGACGCUGACUUCUAG